Messenger RNA from Penicillium canariense, 1134 nucleotides. Its product is annotated as TauD/TfdA dioxygenase family protein. Gene Ontology annotation, molecular function: 2-oxoglutarate-dependent dioxygenase activity. Bases 1 to 1134 code for a protein of 377 amino acids. The record is from RefSeq and is a predicted model, not a curated record. Gene Ontology annotation, cellular component: cytoplasm. The transcript has 4 exons. Lineage: Eukaryota; Fungi; Ascomycota; Eurotiomycetes; Eurotiales; Aspergillaceae.
AUGGCACCAUCUACCACUGAAGCUUCCACCGCAGAGAUCAUUGUUCCAGUCAAGGCCGACCUCCAAACAAGCAUAAGCAAGCCUAAAAUAAGGCGAAUCAUCGAUGAGGAAGGGCGAGAGACUACUGCUAGCUACCCAAAAUAUCUACCCGUCUGGGAUUAUGGCGAACAGUUUUCCCCCCUCGAACCUUUCACACACAUUGAUCGUGGCAAGGACGCCAAUCCCUCCUUCGAAGAUCUUCUCACGGAAGGGUCUAAGAUUCAGAAGCUCACUCCGACUAUCGGAUCUGAAGUCACAGGAGUCCAGCUGAGCAGACUUACUCCCGCCGCAAAAGACCAGCUUGCUCUCCUGGUUGCCCAGCGCAAGGUUGUUGUCUUUAGAGAUCAGGACUUUGCCGACUUACCCAUCCAAGAAGCCCUCGAUUUCGGAGGCUACUUUGGCCGGCAUCAUAUUCAUCCCACCAGUGGGGCUCCGGAAGGAUACCCCGAGGUUCACCUUGUUUACCGGAAUAAUAAUGCGUGGGAGUAUGAUCAAUAUCUCGCCGCCAAGAAUAGUAGUGUUUCCUGGCACUCAGAUGUGACUUAUGAGCAGCAACCACCUGGCACAACGUUUUUGUACCUUCUGGAUGGACCCGAAGUGGGCGGCGAUACUGCUUUUGUGGACCAGGUUGAGGCCUAUAGGCGGCUUUCACCGGCGAUAAAAGAGCGGCUGCAUGGUCUCAAAGCCGUGCACUCUGGUUUUGAGCAGGCUGAAAACAGUCUUAAACGUGGAGGAGUUGAUAGACGAGAGCCGGUGAAGAAUGAGCAUCCCAUUGUCCGUACUCAUCCGGUGACGGGUGAGAAGGCUCUUUUUGUCAACAGUGGUUUCACUCGCAGCAUCGUUGGGCUCAAAACAGAAGAAAGCGAUGCUCUUCUAAGCUUUCUAUUGGCUCAUAUCGGCCGCGGUAUUGACUACCAGGCUCGAAUUCGAUGGGCCCCGAAGACAGUUGUUGUUUGGGAUAAUCGCGUGACUGCCCACUCUGCAAUUAUUGACUGGACGACAGGGGAGCGUCGCCAUUUGGCACGUAUCACCCCACAGGCCGAGCGUCCUUACGAAACACCUUACGUCCCAGAUGAAGAUAAAUCGAAAGCUUGA